AUGUCUAAGAUCACAGUCGCUAAUGUCCGGACGCAAGUCGCCGAGCUCUUGGAGUACUCCAACGAGACCAAGAAGCGCAACUUCCUUGAGACCGUUGAGCUCCAGAUCGGCCUGAAGAACUAUGACCCCCAGCGUGACAAGCGUUUCUCCGGCACCAUCAGGCUGCCCGCCAUCCCCCGCCCCAACAUGGCCAUCUGCAUCCUCGGUGACCAGCACGAUCUCGACCGUGCCAAGCACGGCGGUGUCGACGCCAUGUCCGCCGACGACCUCAAGAAGCUGAACAAGAACAAGAAGCUCAUCAAGAAGCUCGCCCGCAAGUACGAUGCCUUCAUCGCUUCCGAGGCUCUCAUCAAGCAGAUCCCCCGUCUCCUCGGUCCCGGUCUGUCCAAGGCUGGCAAGUUCCCCACCCCCGUCUCUCACGCCGACGACCUGACUGGCCGCAUCAACGAGGUCAAGUCCACCAUCAAGUUCCAGCUCAAGAAGGUCCUCUGCAUGGGUGUCGCCGUCGGCAACGUCGAGAUGGCCCAGGAGCAGCUCAUUGGUAACAUCAUGCUUGCCAUCAACUACCUCGUCUCCCUCCUCAAGAAGGGUUGGCAGAACGUUGGAAGCCUGGUCAUCAAGGCUUCCAUGUCUCCUCCCCACCGCCUGUACUAA
Clonostachys rhizophaga is the source of this 654-nucleotide messenger RNA. NCBI's taxonomy places the organism in Eukaryota, Fungi, Ascomycota, Sordariomycetes, Hypocreales, Bionectriaceae. The record is from the annotation of a GenBank genome assembly.